UUCUGCUUCAUCGGUAAUGGGGCUUCGUCACUUGGAAUCAAAAACUCUGCGGCUUCUCGGACUGUCCCUGCAUUGAUGUCAUCGCUGUGACCCCCAUGGACAUCCAGCAGCCGCCGUCAAAGUCCAGCCGUCACCUAGAUAGAGAGAGGAAACGAGCGGCUCGAGCGUGCGAUGGCUGUCGCCGCCAGAAGGAGAGGUGCGAUGGAGGUGUGCCGUGCCGGCGGUGCUUCCGGCUAGGCCGCCCGUGCGACUUCACGGCCAGGGCGUCUGCCGAUGCCGAUUCCCAGGCCGGCUCAGGCGUGCGCCCGGCAGCAAUAGCAAGGCGGAAUCGUUCUGACAACCACCAAAGACCCCGCCCAGCCGAGAGCGCGGCUGACCAGGCCAAGCGCCUAGAAUACCUCGAGAGGAUUGUCCAGGGCUACGUUGGCAGCAAGGAUGCGCUUGACCUCGACGCUCUCAAGGACCUGGCCGAGGCCACGGACAAGCGCCGGGACUCCUCUCGACCGGUUGAUAUCUCGUCACAGAGCUCCGAAUUCGAUGGCGUGGACGAGAAGUUUGAGAUGCGACCUCUCCAUGGCAAUGUUACACAUUAUUCCGGCGAGUUUUCACACUGGAACUUUUCCAUGCGCAUAAAGAAGUGGAUCGACCAAACAGUUACAAAUGAUUCUUUAAAUCAAUCGUCCAAGUCUGCGACGGCAUUCAAGGAAUACUAUCGCGCCGAGGAGCUUCAGUCAAACUCAGAAAUUCUAGGAUCACUAUCAUUAUUACCACCGAGACCUAUCGCCGACUUCCUAGUCUAUUCCUUUUUCAAGCAUGCGCAGACCAACUAUUUCUUCGUUGAACAAGACUGGCUCAAGGCCAAAUUGAAUCUUGCUUACGAGAACCCUGCAUCUUUCUCUCGGAGAGAUGUGGGAAUAAUCGGCAUUAUUUUUGCUACUUUCGCCAUUGGAACGCAGUUUGCUUAUCUCGAAUCCUUGGUUGAAGGCGCCGAGAACCCCACAGAGAAAGGGGCGGGAGCCUUCUCGGAGGAUGCAGUUGGAAUACUCUUCUAUCAGCAAGCGUGCAGACUGCUUCCAGAUGUCAUUACAGUAUCCUCAUUGGAGAGCGUGCAGGCUGUCCUAUUGCUGGGUAUAUACACUCUGCCAGUGGAUGCAUCUGGAUUGGCUUACAUCUAUCUAAAUCUGGCCCUGAAGCUUGCGAUACAAAACGGCAUGCAUAGAAAAUAUCCUGUCGAAAAUCGGGAUGUGCGCAUUGUCGAGACCAGGAAUCGAGUGUGGUGGAGUGUAUACACGAUUGAGAAGCGUGUCGGAAUCUUCCAUGGAAGGCCAACAUCUAUUUCAGGCACUGAUGUGGACGCCGAUUAUCCCAUUCAUCUCCCCGAACUUUGGUCAUCAACCUCACCAACCGAUACUGCACAUCUCCUGGCGACUUUUGAACUAAAUCAAAAGCUCAGCAGAAUGUCUCAAGAGAUAACUAUACUACGGUCUCUACCCAAGCAUGACGUUCCAGAAGGCCUGAAGAGGCUCUUGGGGCUGCACCGCGAGCUUAAAAGCUGGUGGGAAUCUCUGCCGAAUGACAUUUUUUGCAAAGAAUUUACAUCUCAGUCGACAAUUUCUCGCCAACAUAUGCACCUGCACCUGGAAUAUUGCCUUGUACGCAUGUUUGUCGGCCGCGUUUUUAUCUUCCCUGAGGCAGGAUUCAAGGACGGCGCCAGUCCAGCUACAUCUGCCAAUGGGCCCUCCAGUGCGUCGCUGAGCAGGAAGGGUACUCGUUCGACCUUGGUUGCGGACUGUACUGAGGCCGCACUGUCAAUCAUAGACACGUGUCGCUCUCUGCGCAAUAGCAUUGGCCUUGCUCGUGCGUCUUAUACUGAAUUCAGCUCUUGUCGGGCGGCUCUUUUGGUCAUUACCACGCAGUGUCUUUCUCAAAAAACAUACAUGUUCCGACAGGCUUUACGGGAUGGGCUAUCUAUGCUCAAGGAAAUGUCAACUGGCAGCCAGUCUGCACACUCCGAAACAUCACUAAUAGAGGCAUUCGAACAAGCUAUAGCCAACAUGAAUGCACAGGAACUGACAGCCAGCUCUAUGGUGAGCGAGUCCGAAUAUGCGAAAUUCAAAAAGUGGGAGCAACUUUGGAAGAGCGACGCGCCUAUAGCGGAAAUGGUUGAGAGAGGUGUUGAGAGCAAGCCAGUGCCGAUGGUGCCGCCGGUGAUGGACCAGCCGAGGCAUCUGGGAGAAGCUCCGAAGGAAGAACCCUCGAUGAUGCCAUCAGGCACUCCAUUCUUUGGCGUAGACGGACACUUUGCGUCAUUUCCGCAGAGUCUGGAUGACUUCUCGGCAUUCUUUGGAAAUGAGUUUGGAAAUAACAUCGAUUCGGGACAUGGAUGAAAAACGCAGCUGGCGAUAAGGGAACGAAUUUAACCAAAAAGGAUACCGAAGAUGCCUCACGUCAAGUCGCCCAUAUUUGUAACACGACAGGAAACAGAGCUGGAUGAUGAUUACAGUGGUGGACUAGAACAGUGAACAGACAACCUUACUGCAGGGCCUGCGGUACAACCGCCAUGCCGGCUUUUGCACAAGGCUAGGUAUCUGAAGGGAGAGUGCUGACGGUGGCUGGUUCAAACAGCAGCCGCCGCCAUUAUAAGACAACAAGGGCUACGGCUCGCCAGCCUAUAAUUAAUCAU
Messenger RNA from Trichoderma asperellum CBS 433.97, 2683 nucleotides. RefSeq lists its product as uncharacterized. Gene Ontology annotation, molecular function: zinc ion binding; DNA binding; DNA-binding transcription factor activity, RNA polymerase II-specific. Gene Ontology annotation, biological process: regulation of DNA-templated transcription; DNA-templated transcription. The record is from RefSeq and is a predicted model, not a curated record. NCBI's taxonomy places the organism in Eukaryota, Fungi, Ascomycota, Sordariomycetes, Hypocreales, Hypocreaceae.